Messenger RNA from Suillus paluster, 876 nucleotides. RefSeq lists its product as uncharacterized. Lineage: Eukaryota; Fungi; Basidiomycota; Agaricomycetes; Boletales; Suillaceae. The transcript is spliced from 4 exons. The coding region runs from base 1 to 876 and encodes 291 amino acids. The record is from RefSeq and is a predicted model, not a curated record.
AUGGCAUAUGCGAAACCAAGACCAGGCGAACCAGCAUGGGGUGAGGAAUUCUCAACCGGCAUAAUACUUGUCAUACCUGGAUCCUCAAGAGCCGUUCGCAAGCCUGUCCACCCAUGCCUCCUUCCUGUAGAACCUACAGGCACAGGCCACAUAGCCCAACCAAGCUCAAGUUCCCCUGCCAUUAGCGGUCAAUCUCUCGUGUCCAACGUCACUGUCUCGCGCAUUAUUGACAGCACCUGCAAUGUGUUCAAGAGGGAUUUCCUCAACAACUUGAUGGUGGCAGGCAACAACCUGAAGGACAUGGCACAGUGUGCAUUCAAUCAGGGAGUGGAAGUGCAUUCAUUGUCAUUGACGAUGGACUUGAUCAAUGCAUGGGUGGUUGAAAGCCAAAAAACUGAACUGAAGAAGCUCAGAGCCAUUCCAAACACCGUUCAAAGUGUAUUCAAAGAUGUAGGUCAAUCUGCAGCUGAUCUUGCUCUCCCUAUCAGUGAGCAUGGAAAAGAGUUGGUGCACCAGAAGGUUUACAUUGAUAGCCUCUGCAUCGGCUUUGCUUACCUCAACAAUCCAGACACUAAUGCAGCAUUCGGAAACCUUGCCCUCUACCACAUAAUCACCCGCGUCUUACACGAGAAGAGGUUUUCUCGGUGGAUUGACCCAACCAAGCGUGAUCUCAAAAAUAUCAUUGCAUUCUCUGGCACAAUCUUACUUUGGGCACUGCGGGAGCAUGCUGACAGCUCCAACAGCAAAUCAGAAUUUGUCAUUGAGGACAACAGGACAACAUUUGAUUCAAUUGUUGAACAUUUGGACAGCCUGUUGCCGUCGCAGAGGGUAGCUGUGGAUAAGCUUGUUGAAGACAUUUUUGCUGAGAUGCAGUAA